AUGCCCGAGUUUCAGCAUGGUCUCUUUGGUUGCUUUGACAACAUCGGCCUCUGCUUGAUCACCUACUUUGUACCCUGCUAUACCUUUGGGAAAAAUGCUGAAGCAGUAGGAGACUCGUGUAUUCUAUGUGCCCUAGCAUACUUUGUACCCAUACUGGACAUAGUGGCUCUGGUUCAGGUGAGAGGGAAGAUUAGAGCUUCUCGCAACAUUGAAGGAAGCUGCAUUGGAGACUUUUUUACUGUUAUCUGCUGCCAUCUGUGUGCUUUGGUUCAGGAAGCCCAGGAGGUGCAGUCUCCAGGGAUGCAGCACAUGGCUAGAAGUUAA
Candidula unifasciata is the source of this 324-nucleotide messenger RNA. The record is from the annotation of a GenBank genome assembly. NCBI's taxonomy places the organism in Eukaryota, Metazoa, Mollusca, Gastropoda, Stylommatophora, Geomitridae.